CCGGUCCAGAUUUUGCUGAAGGGUUCUGAUAGGGUUUUUAGCAGGUUCACGCUCAUCUCUGCACAGUGGAAUCUCUCUCCCGGUUCAAUCAGUUUGAUCUUCCCUCUCUGCUGGGAAACACUUCCCUCCUCGUAUUCCAUCGGUGCCCUAAAGAAAGAUGAGUGUUGUCUACAGUUGGAUCUGAUAUUCUUUUCAAACCCCUCCUGUUUUUUCGCCCCCAUUUGACCAAUCAAAAUCCAAUUUUUUUCAUUGCAUUGACGAAGGGUUUAAGGAGAAUAGAAUAGCCAUGAAUUUGAGAUUCUUCUUUAGCAGGCGCACAUUUGCUCAUAUAUCGAAGCUGAACCCUAGGGUUUUGCCUCCACAUUCUUCUGGCUAUCGAUGUAUUGCAACCCCGCCUUUAUUCCAGCUGCCGCUAGCUAAUGGUGCUUCAUCUCUUGCCGACCGCCGUAAAAGCACGAAGUUCGAUAACUCUGUUGUGAGAUAUAUUCACACUUCACAGGAAGUUGAUUUAGACGGCUCACCGAGUAAUUUGGAGCACGAAUCGGAAUCGGAAAAUGACGCUACGAUGAGCGAAUUCUUGUCGAGGUUUUCUUGGAUAAUGCGGAAAAAGCUCUCCGAAUGCUACCCCGAGUGUGACAAGAGUACGAUCGAUGGCAUGCUCGUGAUUAUUGUUGGAGCGGUAGUGUCGGAGAUGGAAAAGGGCGGCCUCGAGCAAAUGACGGGGCCCGCCGCAUCGAAGAUGCCGUCGCAGGAUUUCAGCGAGGAUUUGUGGAGAACUGUGUGGGAAGUGAGCAACGUAGUUCUGCAAGACAUGGAGAAGGAAAAGAAGAAGGAGAAAAUGAAAGGCUUUCUUCAAUCCGAAGAAGUGAAAGAGAUGUACAGAUUCGCCGGUCAAGUGGGCAUUCGCGGAGAUAUGCUGAGGGAGCUUCGGUUCAAGUGGGCCCGCGAAAAGAUGGAGGAGAGCGAGUUUUACGAGAGUUUGGAAUCUUUCCAGAAGGGGGAAUCACAAGAGGAAUCUCGAGAAGAAAUUGUUGGUGGUGGCGAAGGUGAAGAAAGAGUUACCUCUCUUCCGAAAAGACAUGGCAAGAUUAAGUACAAGAUUUACGGGCUUGAUUUGUCUGAUCCGAAAUGGGCUGAGGUGGCGGAUAAGAUUCACGGGAACAGUGAAGUGAUGUCGCCUAAAGAACCGAAGCCCGUUUCUGGGAAGUGCAAAGUUGUUGCUGAAAAGAUCAUGUCUUUAAAAGAAGGGGAUGACCCUGCUCCACUUUUGGGCGAAUGGGUCGAGCUUCUUCAGCCUAGUAGGAUCGACUGGAUUGCUUUACUUGAUAGGUUGAAAGAAGAGAAUUCUCAUCGAUAUUUCGAGAUUGCAGAACUCGUACUCGGUGAAGAAUCAUUCCAAGCAAACACGCGCGACUACUCGAAACUAAUCGACGCCCUCGUCAAACAAAACCGCCUGGAAGAUUCCGAAAGAAUCCUAAACAAGAUGAACCAAAACGGAAUAUUACCCGAUGUAAUCACCUACUCAAUCGAGGUUCACAUGUACUGCAAAUCAGGCAAUCCGGACAAAGCCCAAGCAGCCUUGGAAAACCUGCGGGCCCAGGGGCUCCAACCAGACAUAAAGGUCUACAACUCCAUGAUCAUGGCCUACGUCAAAGCCGGUAAACCAACACUCGGCGAAACUCUAAUGAGAGAAAUGGAGACGCGCGACUUAAAACCCACAAAGGAGAUAUACAUGGCCUUAUUAAGUGCCUUUGCAAAGGCCGGCAAAACGGCGGAUGCAGACAGAAUCUCCUCCACGAUGCAGUUCGCGGGUUUCGAGCCGAGCUUGGAAUCUUGCACUUUAAUGGUGGAGGCGUACGGGCGAGCUGGCGACGUUGACCGGGCGAGGGGCAAUUUCGACCAGAUGAUAAAAAUCGGUCACAAGCCGGACGACAGGUGUACGGCUAGUAUGCUUUCAGCCUACGAGAAGAGGAAUUCUUUGGACGAGGGUUUGAAUCUUUUGCUUGAGCUCGAGAAAGACGGAUUUACCCCUGGGGUGGCGACUUACACAGUGCUCGUUGAUUGGCUGAGUAAGUUGGAGCUGUUUGACGAGGCGGAGCAGGUUUUGGAGAAGAUUGGAGAAACAGGGGAGGCGCCGCCUUUUGAGCUGCAGAUAAGUCUUUGUGAUAUGUAUGUGAAGGCUGGGGCGGAGAAGAAGGCUUUGCAGGCUUUGGGAGUUAUUGAAUCGAAGAUUGAGAAAUUGGAGAGCGACGAUUUUGAGAGGAUUAUACGUUCGCUUAGGAGCGGUGGGUUCUUGCAAGAUGCGAGGCGAUUGUAUGGUAUGAUGGAGGCUAGGGGGUUUAUGCCUUCGGGGAGUUUAAAGAUUGAUAUGAUGGCUUCUCAGGUUGUGAAGAGUGGUAAGAAAAGUAAUUUUUCGAUGCUUAGAGGAAAAUGAUUGAUUCGGUUGUUGUUUUCGUGACUCCUUUUUAUUGAGUUUUCGGUCCUUUUUUUUUCUUUGAUGACGAUGGAUUUGGUUACUUUUGGGUUUUAGAAUUCGUCCGACAAGUGAGAUGCUGAAACGUGAUAGGUUUAGGCUUCGAGUUUUGCAAUAAGAACACUAUGGUGCAAACACUAUAAUAUCUGCGGUUAUUAAAGCUUUUAUUUGCCAUUGUGUUGUAAUAGCUCGUGUUAUUUUGUGUUCGCUUCAAUCUGUUUUUGUUGGAGUAUUAUGUAAGGUAUUCGAUUUUGGCGACGAUGUGAGAAAUUUUAAUCAGCAUUAGGGUUGGUUUUAUUC
Molecule: messenger RNA, 2773 nt
Organism: Erythranthe guttata (spotted monkey flower)
Lineage: Eukaryota; Viridiplantae; Streptophyta; Magnoliopsida; Lamiales; Phrymaceae
Gene: NFD5
Product: pentatricopeptide (PPR) repeat-containing protein
Molecular function (GO): protein binding
Source: RefSeq, a predicted model, not a curated record